Molecule: messenger RNA, 1005 nt
Organism: Acanthoscelides obtectus
Lineage: Eukaryota; Metazoa; Arthropoda; Insecta; Coleoptera; Chrysomelidae
Source: the annotation of a GenBank genome assembly
UUUUUUGAUUUAGGAACUCAAUGUUAUUGUUUUUUUUUCAAACAAGUAGCUUUUCUCGGAAAAACAAAAAAUCCUGACGGAACAAGGCUAUCGAAAAGAUUUUUCUGUUGGAGGUGGCAGCUGUUCACGUGAGCUACAAAUUCCUCAAAAUAGUUUAUGAUCACUUAUUUUGAUAAAUGAUUUUACGUUGAAUGACAUUAAAGCAAGGGGCUAUUUUGAUACUCAAACAGUACAUUAUAAUUUGAUGUUGUCUCGUCUACAAACACUAGGAUCAUUUUAUGAUCUAGAAUCAUAACUGAAAAGCCUAUUGGAACGACAAUUUUUAGGUAAUUUUCUGGAAAAUUUGAAACAAACUCCGAAAGUUGAACCACAUAUUGUACGACAGACUGAACCGCAAGAUGUGUUUGAUGUAGAAUCAUUUGUAGCAUUACGACAAAGAAAAAUGAGAAGUCGCAGGCCAAAGAAAAAUAGAUUUGAGAAUGACGACUGUGUGAUCCCAAAGACUAUUCCAGUGCCAAAGCCAGUGACUACCCAAGCCAGUCCAAGUAUUCAUUUAAAGGUUUGUGUCGACGAAAAUGAAGUUUCUAAUAAGGAUAGGCUAGAAAAUCACAAGAAUAGCAAUGGCAAAGACUACCUGGAAUCACAAUCUCAGGUGACACCGAAAGCUAUUCCCGUGAACGAUUUGGCUCCAAAAGUAGGAAAUGUUAUUGCAUUCAAGGUACUUAAAAUGUCAGAAAACUACACUCCUGAGGUAUCGGCGCAAAUAACUGGGAAAGUAGUGGACUACAAUCCUUCAGAUGGAUCUGUAAAGUUUGAUAUUAUUGCUGGUUUGGAUGAACUCAAGGAACCAAAUGGAAAGUUAUCUAUAGCAGAGAACGAUGAUGUCAAACAAAACCAAAACAAAGAGUUUAAAUGGAAUGCAUUGAUAGAGCCAAGACUUUUUAAUUAGAAUUUGUUUUUAUAAUAGUCUGUACUAUUUUUCUGAUAAUAAACUUUUAAUCUUUA